Orbicella faveolata is the source of this 2430-nucleotide messenger RNA. RefSeq lists its product as uncharacterized. NCBI's taxonomy places the organism in Eukaryota, Metazoa, Cnidaria, Anthozoa, Scleractinia, Merulinidae. The record is from RefSeq and is a predicted model, not a curated record.
GCAAGUUCCGCUUUUCCGAGAAUUUCACAACCCCGACUUCACAACACUGAUGGUUAUUUCAUGUUUCAAAAUACUAAAGCAAGCGGUAUGGUUCGUAAAACGUGGCUUAUUUGCCAUGUUUGUCGAUAUACAGGAUUAUGCCAAAUAUAAGUACAGAAAAAGUGCUUAUAUUUCACGUUGUUUGACUUUAUUGAUCAAUUUCAAUAGCCACAGUUUUCUCGGAACGGCGGUGACGUUGUAGUGGCAUGUUGUCCUUUUAGGUCCAGCACUCGAAAGGCAAGGUGGACAAAUUCAAGUUCUUUUCUUCGAAAAUUUAAAAGGGAGCAAUAAUUUCAAGCAAAUUCUACGUGUAAACAAGAAAAGAUGACAGCGCCACGCAAGUUUCAUCUGUUUAACUGUGACCGUGUUUACAAGCUUGACUCCAUCGAAGAUCUGUUGAUGGCUUCGAAAGCGAAACUUGGCUUUGAAUUCUCCGUUGAGAAGCACUACUUCCCGCUAUCAGAAAUACCCAAGUUAAGCAGACAAACUAUUCCAGAACUACAGAUUGAUUUUGCCAUUCUAGCUGUUCAUGCGAACGAAUCUCGCCUCUCAAUCAACGAAAACACUGGAGGUGGCUACACGGAAGUGUACAGAGCUUUACUGCAGGCAACUGGGGAGAAUGUGAUCGUUGUUAUCGGAGGAGAUGACAACUACAAGAACGAAACCGAGGAAGAACAGUCUGUCAUCUCGCGCUGGGCUUGGAGAAAAAUUGCUCGGUCUCAGUUUAGUGAGGAGUUUAUUGAUGGAAGGAAAAGCUUCGUCUUUUCUUGGAACAAAAAGCACAAAGCGAUUCACGAGGAAGCACUGCUGCAUUACUUUGAUCCAAACAAGAAAGGACAGAAGUUUGAAUAUCAACCGCGCAAAAUGGACCUUCCGCCAGAUCCUGUAGCUGCACACGAAGUUGUGAUUGCAAAUGAUGAACGGGCAUCGCGGGAAAACAAACCGGAACAUCCCUUAAGUCAAGUGGAUGUUGCUCGAGAGGAAAAAUUGAAUGGCCUUUCUUUAGACGGUGUUUCUAGCGGCGUUAUCAUAGAAAGGGCUGUCAUUCAUCGCACUGCAGAAGGAGCCCAAGCCAAAGCGACAGUUCCUCUCAUAACCAAAGAAGAACGCGAGCCAGAAGAUUUGGUAGUUCUUGGCUGCAAUGUAUCGGCAGAAUCAAUGCAGGCCGUUAGGAACGUUAUCGAGCACAUUCGUCCUAGACUUAACUUGUCAAGAUACCUGCCAGUCAAAAACUUCUCACCGGUUGAUAUCAAGUCUUAUUUGAAGAGAAACCCUGUCAGGUUCUGUGUGCUGGUGGUGGAUGAAGUAACAUUACGAAAUGCUAACGAGUGUUCACCCGAACGUAAAUUUGCGUUGGAGGAACUUAUAAGAACUGCAGCAGAUAACGUUGUUGACAAGCUUAUCUUUACGAUUUCUUGCCCCUCUCACGUUCCAUCAAGGGAAGAAGAUAUCUUUGCACACACUGUUGAAGGCAUCCUCAAAGAAACGGGAAAGGGACUUACUGUGUGGUUGGAAGACGGAAAACUGAACGUGGAACCCGAUGUCUUGAUGCAGCUAAUGCUUCAGACCUCAACAAUGGAAGAGACAAAAGGAAGAGAGAGGUAUCAAGGAGAAUUCCCAACACCAGCCAAUGUUGCGUCUGAAACAAGCCAAUCCAAGCCGCGAGAACAGUUUGCAGGUCCUCCACGACAGGAACGUUACCAUGAAACUCACCCCGGUGACUUGCCUGAAAGACAACUCGUCAAGCCACCACAGCUCCAUUUACCAGCAACUCUAAACUAUGGAGGACUACAGCUAGACGCCAAUGAGGUCUUGAUGCUUAAAACGCGAAUCCGUUAUGGCAAAAUUUCUUUUGAACCGGGGGAUGUCGAAUUCACCUAUCCUGGCUGGAUAAUUCCCCAGCAUCUCGUGGAAAGCCUGAAGCGUGAGCAGUUUGCGACAGAUGAUGGCGAGCUAUUUGUCAUCUCUGACGAAAAAGGAAACUUCAAGUCCACAGCGCGAAUUAACAGAAUGCCGUUUAUGGGAAAAUGUUUACUCGUUUAACUUAUAUAUUAUGACUAACAGCUUUCGGCAUAUAAUCAUUACUUUUGUUACAGUUUAACUAGUUUAGUUUUUGGGCUCGUGAGAAAGAAGAUUUCAAAAGUUUUCGUUCUUUGAUUUAAGAUUUGAGAAUAAGGUCUUAUUACAACUGUUGGUUUGAUAACGUAUUGACCUUGUUAAAUAGGCGAUUUAGGCAGUACAACUUUGUCUAUGCGACCUUUGUGGCAUGCGCAUAUUCGGUUUACCUUGUAAGGUUGUCCUCUUUUCCUGAAAUUCCGGAAAAAAGCUGUUCCGUGAUUGGUCGCUGGAAAUCCCCGGAAAUUUCUUCUGUUGAAGCUCGUUGAGUAACUA